Misgurnus anguillicaudatus (oriental weatherfish) is the source of this 5090-nucleotide messenger RNA. RefSeq names its product pleckstrin homology domain containing, family H (with MyTH4 domain) member 2 (gene plekhh2). Gene Ontology annotation, biological process: negative regulation of actin filament depolymerization. The record is from RefSeq and is a predicted model, not a curated record. Gene Ontology annotation, molecular function: actin binding. NCBI's taxonomy places the organism in Eukaryota, Metazoa, Chordata, Actinopteri, Cypriniformes, Cobitidae. Gene Ontology annotation, cellular component: cytoskeleton; cytoplasm.
GAAUAGUCUGCGCAGCUCUGCAUGAAGUCGACCACCGUUCAAACCUGAUUUUUUACACGCUCGCAAGUGACUCCCCUGACUCCGCCCACUUCCACAGACCGUAAGAUGCUGAAGUGAAAACUUUGAGCAGGACACGCGCUUGAUUUUAUAUUACAUUUGGGUAACAGCGAAUUGGACAACGCGAAAUAUUAUUUUUAUUAUGGUGUGAAACCAGUAGCAUCUACCGCUUUAUAACAUUCAUCGCCGGGCAUCGUUUAAAGGUGGAGGUCUGAAACUGCUCAGUUGCGCACAAGUUCAAGAUCAUCUGAAAGAAAGGGCAGGGCGUGAGGGGUGACAGGAUGGCAGAGGGCGAUGAAUGCUCGGGCGGGGAGUGGAAGGAGAAGUACAUGGCCCUGGAGACCCUGCUUUUUAAGUUUCGUGGACAGAUGAGCGUGAUACGAGAGCUCACGGCGGAGAAGAUGCAGCAGUUGGAGACGCAGGUUUUGGAAGCAGAACGUCGUGCAUAUGAAGCCAACCAGCAGGUGCAAUGGAUGGAAGAGCGUCUAAAGGCAUCAGAUGUCCCAUCAGCUGAUUCAGAGCUUCGGCUCUUCAGACGUUGUCAAAGCCUUCAAGCAUCAUUACAGGAGAAAGAUGAGCUCAUCACCAGCCUGGAGCAACAGCUGGAGGAACAGAAACUGAACCGAAUCCAAGAUGCCAAGACAGUGGAGGAAAAAGCAGCCAAGAUCAAAGAAUGGGUGAUGAAGAAGCUGAAUGAGUUUGAUGUGGAGAAUGCCUCUCUGAGAGAGAUCAACCAACAACACGAGUCUGAGAUACAAGACCUGAAAAGACAAGUGCAAGCCAUGACACCUUUGUGUUCUGGUGGCCCAGUCCAGCCCAAUGGAGGUGAAGCGCAGCGACUCAGCAGUCUGACAUUUGGCUGUUUCCAGAUCAGAGGAAAGAACCCUCAGGUACUAGCAGGCCCAGAACCGUCCCAGAAAAGCAUCGGUACCCUGCCGGAUCAAGACCACACACGCAGAAGACCCUCUACCGAUUGUGAUCCAGAAGCAGAUCACCAGAAACAAGGGUCUGGGGAAGAAGGUGAACAUGACAACGUCGGGGGAACAACAUCUUCCGGCCUUUCUACCUCAGAAGGAGACAGUUGUCUGUUUGGAGGUUCACGUUUAAACCGCCCCACCAGCGAGACCUACCUCACCUCUGAUGACAGCAGCUCGCUGUUCGACGAUGACAUGCAGCAUGCCGACCUCUCCAAUCUCUUCCUACUGGGGACCAAAAACUCUAGGAGUAAAGGUGGAAAAAAGACGGACGUUGAAGACGGGUCAUCAGAUGACUUAAAUAAGCGCUUCCAGUCGCAAUGUCUGGAUUCCUCAUCUUCCUCCAGUGACACAAACACCCCUAGUCCUAUCCUAACCCCAGCUCUCACCCCAAAGCGUCCCACCCCUUCCCAAGAUUCCCAAGACACACCCGCCUCUCCCAAACAGCCCCGUCUGCGCACUCCCACCGCGUUUAAUAUUAGUUUGGCAUUAGCCAAGAAGCACCUGAGCCAACCUUUGCUGUACAGCGAGGCCGAGCACGGGCGGACACGUAACGCCAUCAGCAUGCUACGUCCUCUCCGACCUCACGAGACAGACAUGGAUCAAGAGCAAAGGAUGGAGACAUGUGAACGAGAGCAUCCCGAGGCAGAACCACCGGCUGAAGUACCGCCCGAAGAACCCGAAACACCCGAAGCCUGCGCAGUCGUGCCCGGGAGCAAACCACCAACCCCUCCUCUGCACAGGUUGCCCUCUUGGGAGAGCAGAAUAUAUGCUGUGGCAAAAUCUGGAAUUCGUCUAUCAGAGAUGUCAUGCACAGAUGUUUCUAAUAAAGACUCCUCCCACUCAUCAUCUUGCCCCGCCUACAUGCUGUACACGUCCCUCAUCUACAGGAACACCACCUCGCCUGUCUUCACCACAGUUAAAGGGAGGGCGACAUUGUUAAGCCCUAAUGAGAUCCCAGAGGAGUCUUCCAGUUCGGAGGAGGAGGAAGAGGAGUGUCAGUGUAACUCUGGAGAGGAGUCGGUGUCUGUGUGCAGCUCCAACACCUCUGGAUCAGACCCACAUAAGAGCAGCAGUCACGAAAGCCCACGAUCUUUGAAGAGAGCCGUGUCAUUGUCUUCAAUGACAUCCGAAUGCGACUAUGCCAUCCCUCCCGAUGCCUACUCCACUGACACUGAGUGUUCAGAGCCGGAGAAUAAACUGCCCAAGACCUCCUCCAGCAGCAGUGACAAUGACAAGACUGAGUCAAUGGAGAAGUCUGGAUACCUGCUGAAGAUGGUAAAGACCUGGAAGAAAACAUGGAAAAGACGCUGGUUCGUUUUGAAAGACGGGGAGCUGUUAUAUUACAAGUCACCAAGUAAUGUCAUCCGUAAGCCUCAAGGCCAGAUUGAGCUCAACACUUCAAGCACUAUAGCACGUGGUGAUGGGAAACAGAUACUUCAGGUAGUGACAGGUAAAAGUGUACACUAUCUGAAGGCCGAUUCACCAAACCUGCUGGAGGAAUGGCUGAGAGUCCUGCAGAGUGUAUUGAGAAUUAAAGCUGCCAGUCCUCUCUUCACACAUCCUGAUGCACGGCCAGUCAUGAAAGGACACCUGACGAAGGUGAAGUAUGGAUACUCGAAGCAUGUAUGGUGUGCACUCUUUGGAAAAUCGCUGUACUACUUUAGGAGUCAAGAGGAUAAGUUUCCUCUAGGUCAGAUCAAACUUUGGGAGGCUGUUGUGGAAGAAGUGGAUAAGUCGUGUGAAUCAGAUAAAGUCUCGGCUCAGUACACCCUGUCUAUUCAACCAAUGAAUCAGAGUCCAACAUAUCUGCUCAUCGACUCACCUCAUGAGAAGACGGCCUGGUUGUACCACCUGUCUUUGGCAGCGGGCACUUCUGUGGGGCAGGUGGGCACUGAGUUCGAGCAGCUGGUUGGUAAACUCCUCAACGUGGAUGGAGAUCCAGGGUCUCAGUACUGGAGACACCCAACACUGUGUUUCACUAAGGAAGGUCUGUCAUCUCCACUCACCACCCUCCCAUCCCAGGCUCUUCAAACUGAAGCUAGAAAGCUCUUUAAGACAUGUCAGCUCUUCAUUAAUGUCGCCAUUGACACUCCAGCCAUAGAUUAUCAUGUGACUCUUGCCCAAUGUGCUCUACAAGUGUGUCUGACCCAUCCGGAGCUGCAGACUGAAAUAUACUGUCAGCUUAUUAAACAAACUCGCAGGAGACAACCGCACGGACAGCCAGGACCACUACAGGGGUGGCAGUUUCUGUCUCUGUGCGUCGGUCUCUUUCUGCCCACACAUCCCAUUCUUUGGCUUCUGCAGCUGCAUCUUAAGCAGCAUGGAGAUAUGAGGACAGAAAUGGGAAAGUAUGCCAUCUAUUGCCAGCGUUCGCUGGAACGGACGCAGCAGAAAGGUGAACGGCAAGCUCGUUCGUCACGUAUGGAGAUCCUGUCCAUCCUUCUGAGGAACCCUUAUCAUCACUCUCUACCCUUCAGCGUGCCCGUGCACUUCCUUAACAACACAUACCAGGUUGUUGGUUUUGAUGCUUCAACUACAGUGGAGGAAUUUCAGAGCCGUCUGAACCAGGAGACGGGCGUGAGAAAGACUGGCCACUCUGGCUUUAGUCUUUAUUCGGACGACCCCACUGGCAGAGACUUUGAACACUGUCUUCAGGGAAACCUGAAGAUUUGUGACAUUAUUGCAAAGUGGGAGCAGGCGGCUAAGGAGCAUCACGCAGGCAAAUCUGAGAACAGCAGGACGAUCAAACUCACAUAUAAGAACAGGUUAUAUUUCUCGCAGCAGAUGAGAGGAGAGACUGAGAGAGAGCGUUUCCUGCUGGCUUACCAGACAAAUGAAGAAAUAACAGCAGGUCAUUUCCCUGUAAACAAAGAGCUUGCUUUAGAGAUGGCCGCUCUGCUUGCACAGGUGGAGUUUGGGGACUUUGAACGUCCAUUUUCUAGUCCGGGUGGUUCGGGAACCGGACAGACUAAGUCUAAGCAAACCCUGAAGCAAGUUUUUGAGCGCUUCUUCCCAAAGCAUUAUAGACACGCCUGUACUGAAGAGCAGAUGGGGCAUUUAAUGCAGAGGCUGUCCACCCGCUGGGCAUCUCUGAGGGGUCGAAGUUCCUCUGAGUGCAUACGAAUCUACCUGACCGUAGCUCGGAAGUGGGCAUUGUUUGGAGCGAAACUAUUUGAGGCUGAGCCUGUUUCUCCAGUUCUGCAACACAACACGCGUGUUUGGCUGGCAGUACAUGAAAAUGGAGUUAGCGUACUGGAGUUCAACUCAAUAAAAGUUCUAGCAUCUUACCCUCAUAAAAACAUUGUGACGUUUGGAGCGUCCGCUCAGGACUUCAUGCUGGUAGUAGCUCUGGGAUCUGGGACAUCCAAAGACAAGCCCACAGAGAAACAUUUGUUUGCUAUGGACACCUCUAAGCUUCGAGACCUGUCACUGCUCAUAGCCAGCUAUGUUAACAGCGCCCAACAGCAAAAAUCGGCAGCCCACCAUCUAUCUGCUCCAGCCUUGAUGCUCGCCCAGUCUGGAGAGCUGAAGAGCAAAGAAUCAAGAAGCAAAUCUCCACCAGCGGCCGGCAGACCCAGCAAAGCCCCCACCUUGCUUUAAUACACACACACUGGUGGAGUUUUGGUGUUCACACGGCUUUGUCUCCAUCGGUGCCGGGUGCAGUAGUACUGUAAGUACACUGCCCGGGGGUUCAGACAUUUUUGGGGUUCUCCCAGUCUUUGGAUGUUGGCCUCCUAGAAAUUCCCACAAUGCACUCCAAAGAUCAGUGUAGGGCUGGGCGAUACUGACCAAAAUUCAUAUAUUGGUCAUUUGGGGUUUGAAUGACGAUACGAUAAAUAUCUGCGCUUUCUAUAAGGUGGAAUAAACGUCUACAUGCAAGUCGAAGCUUCAUGUGAGAUAUUAUAAUCAUUUUUUAUUAAAAGACAGGUUUUUUCCCCUGUUUGGAAAUAUAUACAACAUGUGAGGUGCUUGUGUCUGACAUCAGUAUACAUUUCUGCCAGAGCUUCUGUUGCAAAUGAGGGUCAUAUUAGACCAUAUCGAUAUAGACAGUAUUGU